This is a messenger RNA of Symbiodinium sp. CCMP2456, 1971 nucleotides long. Lineage: Eukaryota; Dinophyceae; Suessiales; Symbiodiniaceae. The record is from the annotation of a GenBank genome assembly.
AUGUUGAUGCGUAUCAUGGCAGACCUCGCCGCAGAGUUCGACCCGGAGCAGUAUGAUUUCGGAGACAUAACAAGGAUUGUGGUUGCCAGGCAUGCUGAUGCAUGCCGUUCACAAGCCGGGAAGAGGAAGCAGGUCCGGGCGAUCAUCGUCAAGAACAGACGUCGCGAGCAAAUUGCAUUGCACCAGGAAGCAUCACGAAAGCGAACCCUCCGCGUUGAGAACCUCCGCGAUUCAAUGGGCGUCGAAGCCUUCAGCGACAUGGUUCAGAGCCAGCAAUGGACGAGGAGAAAUCGAGCCGGCGGUCAGAGUUUGAGCAGGAGUCAGUUGUCUCAGACAUACGCAUGGUGGUGGUCCGAGGAAGGCGAGGCAUACCGGCAAGGCCCACCAUUGCCUCGAGGAGAUUUGGUGAUGGAUACCCUCCUUCCUUGCCGAAGUCGGUUGGCCGAUCCCUGGCAGCGGGUUCUGCACUGCCUGACCCGCCAAACGCCUGUGGCCAGGGCCGCAUCUGAGAUGGACAUCGUGGUCUGCAAGGAAGCACUCCCCCGGCUUCUCGCGAGAGCUACGGACCGCAUCAUGGCUCAACAGCUGCCAGAUCUCAAGUUCAAGAGCUUCGUAUCUGCAACCGUGGACUUCGCUCGCGGCGAGGGUGAGCGAGUGCCCUCUGUACACAUCGCCAGCAAGACAGGGCGUCCCGAAGAGCUGGUCCUGCUCGACGCCGCCUCUUUGGACAACCUACUCCCCGGCGACGUCGUGAUUCCUCGUCGCCUUCUCGAAGUCCACGGCCGCAUCCUCGGCACCGUGGGCUGGGAGGACGUCGCGCUGGCGCUUCCACGCCCCCACGAUAUGUUUGAUGUCCAGCUUCGUGGAAGGCAUCCCAAAUCUUCCAAGCUUGCCGUUGCUUGGGACCUCACCAACCGCCUUGAUGCAGCCGAAAUGCAUGUGGUGUGGCCUGGAUCCCCGCAGGAAUUGGUUGUCCGCCUUCGAGGUUCCACGGAAGGUGGCCUGACAUUGGACGACGCAGCCAACCGAUUGUUCGCUGAGCUUGACCACCACCGCAGCCUGUCUCUCCCAUUUCUACGACUUCAGAGGCAGCGUGCGCAAGCAUGGGAGCGACGGAGGGAUGCAGUGACAAACGCAGUGAGCCGGGGCUUGGUGCAGCCUGGGCGGCGGCUGCUCGUUGCUGUUUUCAGAGCGUUGCGCCGACUUGCUCGCCUGCUCCAGGAUCGAGUGUGGGAUCCCUGCGCUGGCCGAUUGCGCCAAUUGGCCAUCCGCGCGUGGUCCAUGGCUGAGCCAACCUGCAGACGGUGUGCCAGCACAUUGAGACAUGCUCUUUCCCGUUUGCAUCUUGCAGUUCGGCGCCUUCUUUGCUGGACCUACCGCGUCACAUCAGAGACCGCAAGUGGAAUCGGGCAGUGGUUCAUGCGCCGUGCUAGAGCGUUCGCUCACCGACUACAGCCGUAUCUGACAGCCUCCCAAGAAGCCGCGCGCCGGAUGGGUACCCGUGUCCACUUCGCACUGCGGGCCGCCUGGGACAGCACGGAGCCCUUGCGCAGUGCCGGACACCGGACACUGACCCGAGGCUGGGCCCGACUCCAAGAAGCGGUGCGCCGGAUGGGUACCCGUUGCCGCUUCGCACUACGAGCCGCCUGGGACAGCACGGAGCCCUUGCGCAGUGCCGGACACCGGACGCUGACCCGAGGCUGGGCCCGACUCCAAGGUGGUGUCGGCUCCUUGGGCUGCUGGUGGGCCUCCAGGCCCUGGCCCCGGAGAGUCGCCAGCUGCGUGGCCUCGAGGGCAAGUGCAAGCUGGGAGAUGAUGUACCAGCAUGCCCUGCAGCCUGUCGGUCGAUCCUGCUGCCGCCUUUCGGCAAAGGUGAGCUUUGCCGCCGGCAAGGCUUGCAAGCGGCUUUGUCCGCAACGAGUCCGCAUGGCGAGGGUGCGACGACAUGAUGAGCGCCACACCUUGUUCUGA